Rhipicephalus microplus (southern cattle tick) is the source of this 3098-nucleotide messenger RNA. RefSeq names its product RNA polymerase II subunit A C-terminal domain phosphatase Fcp1 (gene Fcp1). Lineage: Eukaryota; Metazoa; Arthropoda; Arachnida; Ixodida; Ixodidae. Gene Ontology annotation, cellular component: nucleus. The record is from RefSeq and is a predicted model, not a curated record. Gene Ontology annotation, molecular function: RNA polymerase II CTD heptapeptide repeat phosphatase activity.
CUCCCAUCGGCAGCACUGUUUAUUGAUCUCCGGCACAUGGAGAGCGUAAACAAUACUUCCUCUGUGCUUCGGCAUACGGGCUCUGCGUCGAUCAAGAUCGCCAAAUGGAAGAUCCAGGCGGGCAGCCGCAUUUCUCAAGGCACCGGCAUUCUUCUGUACCACAAGAACGGCUCCGAAAAAGCGGGCACGCAGCAGCAGUUGUGCAAACUCAAGUCCGAAUGCAACGGCACCGUGGACACGAUUGUGGCUCAAGAAGGCGACGUCGUAAACCCCGGGGAUGUGUUGUUGAAGCUGGCUCUUUGCACGCACCCCGUCGUCAUGAAGGACCUCUGUGCUGAAUGCGGAGCUGACCUGAGAGAGCUGGGAGAAGCACUACCAACUGAAGCCGACAUCGCUUCGGUCAGCAUGAUUCACCACGUACCUGAACUUCGCGUCUCACAAGAGCAAGCUCGUCAGCUGGGCAAAGCGGAUGAGGCGAGGCUGCGCAGCUUACGCAAACUGGUCCUUCUUGUCGACCUGGACCAGACUCUCAUCCACACCACAAGCAAUUACGUACCACCGGACAUGAAGGGUGUGCACCACUUCCAGCUGUGUGGGCCCCAGUCGCCCUGGUACCACACGCGGGUGAGGCCAAGGACGCAGCACUUCCUGGAGCAGGUGUCGCAGCUGUACGAGCUGCACAUCUGUACCUUCGGGGCAAGGCCAUACGCGCACGCCAUCGCCGCCCUGCUGGAUCCCGAUGGGCGGUACUUCUCCCACCGGAUCCUCUCGCGAGACGAGUGCUUUAACCCCACUUCUAAAACUGGAAAUCUCAGGGCGCUGUUCCCUUGUGGUGACUCCAUGGUGUGCAUCAUUGACGACCGCGAGGACGUGUGGAACUUUGCACCCAACAUGGUGCCGGUGAAGCCGUACCUGUUCUUCGACAAGACGGGCGACAUAAAUGCGCCGCCGUGUGCUGUACCUGAGUCCACUUUCUUCCCCACGGCGGAAGACAUUGCAGGGGCUCCCAGGCGAGAAAAGCCAAUGGAAAGCAACGGCACAACUGAAAAGUCCCACGCGGCUAGAGGAGACUCCAUUACCUUUAAGGGCGAGGAACGCAGUAGUGAGGACUCAGUUCAAAAGGAAAAUGAUUCUCCAAGCCAAGGCAGUCAUUCCAAUGCCGAUCGGAACUCUGCCAGUGCUGCACUCACCGAGCCACCUGAUAAUAAAGACCAGAAGCGGGACAAAGAGAAAGAUGCGGACAUGUUGUCCAAAAAAUGUGAGGAAGCACCCGCAGUCGACGACUUGGUCGAGGACAAAGAUACGAAAAAGUUGAAGGAAAGUAAUGGUACAGAGUCUGAUCCUCCACCUGCGACACCUGAAGAACCACCUGGUGGCAAUGACUGGGAGCGGGACAAGGCAGAAGAGGCCGUGGACCUGCAGGCUCAUGGCAGCAAAGAAAUUGCUGACAGUGGUGAGGCUGGUCAGGAGAAUGUGGCUAUGACAAAGACAAUGUCCGGUGAUGAAACACCUGUUCUUUCAUCGGCGCCAUCCCCCGAAGGGCUGGUUAGGACUAACCAGAGGGAACUGCGGCCAGCAGACGACGUCGCUUGUGCUACAGAGUCGUCUGCUGUGACGACGGGCAACUUGGAGGGCAAGGAGAGUGCAGUGACAGAUGAAUCGCUCAACAGGGAAGAUGCGGCGGCAGCAGGUAGCUCCAAAGUCGUGUCCGAUUCUGCUCCUUCAGCUACUCCGGAGCGGCCCAGUAGCCCUGACGGAAGUUCGGGAGACAAGAGCCCCGAGAAGCAACGCGACGAGGAGGAGGAUGAAGACGACUACCUUCUGUAUCUGGAAGAGAUACUGCGAACCAUCCACUGUGCUUACUAUGCCAUCUACGACCAGAUGACCUCUGAGGAAGGGGGUCGCAUUCCCGAUCUCAAGCACGUUGUGCCCUACGUGCGUCGCAAGGUUCUCAAGGGAGUCCACAUAGUGUUUUCAGGAGUGGUGCCCAUGAAUCAGCCUGCGGAGAAGAGUCGUGCGUGGCAAGUCGCAAAAUCUUUAGGUGCUACCGUGUCACAAGACCUUUGCCCCGGUGUGACUCAUCUCGUAGCAGCGAGGCUUGGUACAGCAAAGGUGAACAAGGCCCGCCGAACGCCUGGUGUUCACGUGGUGCACCCGUCGUGGCUGUGGUGCUGUGCCGAACGUUGGGAGCAUGUUGCUGAGGCCCUCUUCCCUCUGAGGCCACCCGGUCGAGAAGGCGCGUCUUAUAGACGGCUGCAGGAAAACGCAGUCGGCCAGCAUCCCAAGGAGCCUGUGGCUGAAGUGGCCAUGCUUCAUGAAAAACAAGUCGAGCAGGUGGUUGAAUCACCUGUGUACGACGCGGUAACUGGGAAGAGGAUAUGGCGGGGUAGGGAGCGCACCGCGGGCUCUGGUCCACAAGCUGCGGCGGCCGGGAGUGCACCCGUGCCCACAUCAUCUGAGGAGUGGACCUGCACAGCGUCAUCAAGCAAAAACGACCACCCACAACUUGACGAAAAGGCAAAUCCGUACCUGAGCAUGUCGUCAGAGCAACUUCUGGAGAUGGACCGUGAAGUUGAGGACGAGUGCAGCGAUGACGAUGACAACGACAUAGAACAGAGCAAAGAGAGCGCAGAAAAGACGCAAGAUGAAGAGUCGAGCCAGGACUCUUGCACACUCGGCGGCACAACAAAGAAUAACUCUGACACCGAAUCGUCGGCUGAAUCACUCUCGGGGGGCGAGUGUCCGCGCGGAUGGAGCAAACGACGGCGCCGGAAAAGAGGGCGCGAGUGUCUGACUGAAGACGAGGAAGCGUCGCAGCCACCAAAGUUUCCGAGGGGUGAACUGCCAGAGGACAGUGAUAAGUCAAACACGGAAAGGUCGACAGAUGAGUGGUCAAAUGGUUCAGUUGGGUCGGUCGAUGAAGAGAUGGCCGCAGCUGUGGAAAGGGAAUUUCUGGGUCUUUGAGACCGUCGUUACAACGUGAAUGCUUGUAUCUUUGGCGCCUGCUUGUGAUGUGAUUAUGCUAUAGUAAAGUCAGAAAAAAAAAAGGAUUUUAAGAAAACAAGGUUUGUUGCAUUAUAGCAUUUAUUUUAAAAAUG